This is a messenger RNA of Cannabis sativa, 2834 nucleotides long. RefSeq lists its product as uncharacterized. Gene Ontology annotation, molecular function: protein binding. The coding region runs from base 299 to 2707 and encodes 802 amino acids. The record is from RefSeq and is a predicted model, not a curated record. Lineage: Eukaryota; Viridiplantae; Streptophyta; Magnoliopsida; Rosales; Cannabaceae. The transcript is spliced from 10 exons.
AUCCCAGAAAAAAGUAAAAGUAAAAAUAAAAGUAAAAGUACAUCAAUUUAGGUGUGUUUCUAAUUUUUAGUCUUAUCGAUUAAAGUCUUAGAACACUUUAACAUAUAUAUUGUCCCAACUUAAUACCUACGUAACGAAUAAACACAUGAUAAAAUUGUCACAACUACAAAUUAAAACCAUAAAUAAAUGUAUAUAUAUACAUGCAAUAUACAUAUUUUAUAAAACAGCAUGUAAUAUAUAUAUAUAUGUAUAUGUAUUUAUAUACUAUAAUUAAGUGUGUCACGCUUUGCAAAACAACAUGGAGAACUUCGAUGACCAGCAAGAGUUGGUUGGAAAGAUCAGAGAAGCGAUGCAACAAAAUUGGCACGAAGUCGUACGUUUGUACGAGACGGAUCCUAAUGCUCAAAGCACUAAGAUUAGCACCUCCGGCUACACAGCCUUGCAUGUAGCCGUGGCCGAUGGUAAAGAUGAUAUCGUUUAUAAGCUAGUGGCUAGCAUAAAGAGCCAUAUAUCAACUAUCAUAUCUGAAGAUAUGACAAAGUCAUCAUUACCAUCAUCGUAUCAGGAUUAUUAUGAGGACGAUAAUCGUGAUGUGAUGAUGUUCAGAACUGAGGUAGAGCAAGUAGCGAACGCUAGCAGCUCACCUCUUGGAAUUCAAAACGAAAAAGGAAAUACGGCUCUUCAUCUAGCUGCAGCUAUAGGUAAUGUUCCUAUGUGCAUAUCAAUAAUGUCAUCAUUAGAUCUAGAUCAAGACUACUAUCGUUCGUUGAUUGAGAUUAAGAAUGAAAAAGGCGAAACUCCCCUCUUUUUGGCUGCUAAACAUGGCAAGAAGAACGCUUUUCUUUACCUAAACUCGUUCUUGAUGAUGAAAAGUACUUCAACACAAUCCAAGUCUAACGAUGCAUGUUGUCGGAGGGAUAAUGGUGAUACCAUUCUGCAUUGCGCAAUAAACGGCGAAUUCUUCGAUUUGGCAUUUCAGAUAAUAAAGUCGUAUAAACAUCUUGCAAGUACAAACAAUAUAAAUGUUGAAGGAAAAGCCCCACUUCAUGUUUUAGCUGAUAAGCCUUCCGCAUUCAAAAGUGCUAUCAAGUUGGGAAUAUGGAAAUCCAUCAUUUAUAAAUGUAUUGACGUGAAAAACCUAAAGAAAAACGCAAAGCCAGAUGAAACACCAUCAAGAAUUCCCCGCGAUGAGAUAAAGUAUCCACAAAACUACACUGUUUUGUUCACAUUUUUUCAUUAUCUAUGGAAGCUUGUAAAAAUAGUGACUGUUUUUAAUUCCCAUACAAAGAGCCCUAGAGGAGGAGAUCACAAUGGUAUUAAAGUGGAAAAGCAGAAGGAUCAAAAUCCAGCAAACAACACCACCUUCACCUGUUUUGAUUUUCUACGAAAGCUUGUAAAGAUUGAGACAGAAAAAAUAACUGAUGCACAAAAACAAGUCGAUGAAGAAAACCAAGGUAAUUUAGUAGUUCCUAAAAACUAUAUGGUCGCCUUCAAGUUUGCCAAGCUAUUACACAGAUCACUACUAUCUUUAAUGGGACCAGGUCAUGGAUGGAUAAUCAGUUUAAGAAAACUGAAAGAGAAGCAUACAUGGUCUCUUCAAGUAUUGAAUGAACUCUUAAAUAAUAAUAAUAUUUAUAAAUUUGAAGACAAUGGGUAUCAAGCACCAAUAAAUGCUAAUAAGAAUGAUUAUGAAGAUCUAAAUUCAGCCUUUCUUGAAGCUAAAAAGAAGGAGGACCCAAAGUAUGUAAAGAAAAAAGUGGUUAAAAAGAGAGAAACAGCCAUGUUAAUUGCAGCAAGAAAUGGUAUCACAGAAAUGGUGAAAAGAAUCCUUGAAAAAUUUCCAGUGGCAAUAUAUGACUCGAAUGAAGAUGAGAAGAAUGUUGUGUUAUUGGCUUUGGAAUAUAAGCAAGUGAAAUUGUACACAUUUUUGCUCCAACAAUUUUCCAAAAAUGAGAGUAUUUUUCGAAAAGUUGAUAAACAUGGCAAUGGUGCUUUGCAUAUUACUGCAGCAAAUACUGACCAAGGAAAUAUGCAGAGAUGGCCUAUUCCUGGUGAUGCUUUGCAAAUGCAAUGGGAAAUUAAAUGGAAUAAGUUCGUGAGAAAUUCAAUGCCGGAAAAUUUCUUUGUUGAGUACAAUGACAAAGGAGAAACUCCAGAAACAAUAUUCACAAAAGACCACAAAAAUCUUGUCAAAAGUGGAAGUGAAUGGAUGAGUAAAACCGCAGAAUCUUGUUCCCUCGUUGCCGCCCUCAUCGCCACCGUGGCAUUCGCCACGUCAACAUCUUUACCCGGCGGAACCAAUGAGGAGAAUGGAAAACCAAUGUUGGCAAAUCAACCUGCAUUUCGAGUGUUCGCCGUAGCUUCAUUAAUAGCUCUAAGUUUUUCGGUCACCUCCUUAGUUAUGUUCCUAACCAUCCUCACAUCUAGAUUUUCGGAGAAUAAUUUCGAGAAAAUUCUACCUUGGAAACUUUUGAUGGGACUAACUUCUCUUUUUUUGGCGAUAGUCUCGAUGAUUAUCGCCUUUUGUGCCGGUCACUUCUUCGUUCUUAACGAUAGUAUCAAAGUGGCCGCGUUCCCGGUUUAUGCUGUCACCGCCAUCCCGAUUUCUUUCUUUGCUGCAGCUCAGUUUCCACUCUAUGUGGAUUUAGUAUUUGCCACAUUUGCCAGUCCAUUUGGUAAUCCUCAAAAUAUUAUUGACCCAGAAUAAUAGUGUUCACAUAUAUAUAGGUAAUAUAUUUACACUAAAUAUUGUUAUGUUUUUUUUUUUUGGAAACAAUUAUUGUUAUGUUUUUAAUUGGGUUUGAUUGAAGAAAUACAGUGUGCUUGCUUGUUUA